CCUCUCCCCCCCCCCCCCCUCCCUCCCCGUGAGAAGCUUGGUCCAGCACAGCGCCGAGCGACCGCCGAGAGCUGGCCGCGUCGGGCGCUGUUGGGCAUGGCGAGCAGCGGGGGAGGCGCGGCUGCGGCGGCGCGGAUGGACCCGGAGGCGGCGACGGAGCUGGCGCGGAAGGGGGUCACGCUCCUGCUCCUCGACGUGCCCCAGCACACCCUCCUCGGCCUCGACACCCAGGUGUUCUCGGUCGGCCCCAGGUUCAGAGGGAUCAAGAUGGUGCCCCCAGGCCCGCACUUCCUCCACUACUGCUCCCCCAGCAGGCGCGGGAAUGAGUUCGCCCCGACAGUCGGAUUCUUUCUUACCACUCACCCAUCUCAGGUGGUCGUUCGAAGAUGGCAUGCUCAAGAGGAGAGACUAGUGACACUAUCAGAAGAGGAGGAAAUCAGAUACUCUGAAGCAGUAAAACGUUUCGAGUUCGAUGAUCAGCUUGGACCAUACAAUUUGGAUUCUUUUGGAGACUGGAAACAACUUUCAAGCUACUUGUCACAAAGUGUCAUUGAACGCCUUGAGCCAAUUGGUGGAGAAAUUACAAUUGCAUUGGAGACAUCAUGGAUGGAUAGAGCUCCCCAAACAGAUAUGGAGAGACGAUUGAUGGAACAACUUAGAGAAGACAAGUUUGCAAAGAAAGCCCCUGCACAGCCUGAGAGGAGAGGAUGCUAUUACACAACUAUCCCAGCUUCGGUUAAGCACAGAAACAUUUCUGCAGAUGAGCUGACUUUGCUGAAUUUGGACAGAACAAGCUUGCUGGAGACUGUCUUGGCCAAAAAUUAUCAAGGCCAAGAAGAUUUACUCUUGGGGGAGCUGCAGUUCUCUUUCGUAGCGUUUAUGAUGGGACAGUCACUGGAGGCGUUUAUGCAGUGGAAAGCAUUAGUCAGUCUUCUUUUGAGCUGUAGCGAAGCUCCACUUCAUACAAGGACACAAUUGUUUGUAAAGUUUAUUAGGGUUAUUUACUACCAGUUCAAGCAUGGCUUUCAACGUACACAUGAUUCCAGAAGUAGUGAGGACAAGGGCAAUUCUUUGUUUCUGGACGAAGCAUGGUUUUCAAGAGACAUAUUCCUUUACCGGCUUUCCAAGGAUUUCUUGGCGGUAAUAUUUGAAGCUCAAGUCGUGGAUGGGGACCUUCUGUCAUGGGCUAGGAAACUGAAGACGCUCCUGGAGACCACGUUUGGGUGGGAUCUCGAGAACAACGCGGUGAACCUUAUCGAUGAGGACGAUGAGUUUGCUCCCGUGGUCGUGGAGAUGGACGGCUCCUAGGGCGCGCACAUUCCACGGAAUCUCACGACGGUGGACGCACCGAGUUUUAGCAAGUAACAAAGGGACAUGGUGAGGUUAUCAGCUGGCUGCUACUCUUUCUGAAGAUGGAUGCUUAGCUUCUACUGUCAGAAGAGAAGGAUGGAUACUUGCUUUGCACUGGCAUUCUUAGUAGUAGUUCCCCGAACGUUGACUGUAAAUAUGCGAGGAUUUCCAACUUGCUGGUUGCAUCACCAGGACAGUAGUUUGGAAAUUCAUCCUAGGCUUUGCAGAUUGACCGUGGCACUACCGGAUUCCGUAGGCUUUGCGGAUUGUGGGCUUUUAUUUCCACCAUCGCUCUCUCCAAUAUGGCAUGAAAACAAAGGAAAAGGUUUUCUGGACAA
Triticum aestivum (bread wheat) is the source of this 1688-nucleotide messenger RNA. RefSeq names its product protein AAR2 homolog. The record is from RefSeq and is a predicted model, not a curated record. Gene Ontology annotation, biological process: spliceosomal tri-snRNP complex assembly. The transcript is spliced from 14 exons. NCBI's taxonomy places the organism in Eukaryota, Viridiplantae, Streptophyta, Magnoliopsida, Poales, Poaceae. Bases 97 to 1308 code for a protein of 403 amino acids.